Messenger RNA from Scheffersomyces stipitis CBS 6054, 942 nucleotides. It is a transcript of the gene SAL6, whose product is annotated as Sal6p. Gene Ontology annotation, cellular component: nucleus; cytoplasm. Lineage: Eukaryota; Fungi; Ascomycota; Pichiomycetes; Serinales; Debaryomycetaceae. The transcript has a single exon. Gene Ontology annotation, molecular function: protein serine/threonine phosphatase activity. Bases 1 to 942 code for a protein of 313 amino acids. The record is from RefSeq and is a predicted model, not a curated record.
AUGGAUGUAGAUGUGGAUAGCGUCAUAGACAGAUUACUUGCUGUUGGAAUGACUAAACCAAAAUCUUCUUCCAGUCGCCACACCAAGGAUAAGUUGCCUGUGACAAGUUCCGAGAUUAAAUUUAUCUUACAUAAGGCCCGCUCUAUCUUCUUGGACCAGCCUACUUUAUUAAGAUUGUCACCUUCAGUAAAGAUUGUAGGUGACAUCCAUGGCCAGUUCCAUGACUUGAUCCGUAUCUUCAACACCUGUGGCUAUCCUCCAUACUCGAACUACUUGUUCUUGGGAGACUAUGUGGAUCGUGGGCACAAGUCUUUAGAAACCAUUCUUCUUUUAUUAUGUUACAAGAUUAAGUAUCCUGAGAACUUUUUUAUGUUGAGAGGUAAUCAUGAGUCAGCUAACAUCACGAAGAUCUACGGUUUCUAUGACGAGUGUAAGAGAAGAUUGCCUGCUAUCUCUGGCAAUCAUAAGAUGUGGAAAGUCUUCAUUGACGUUUUCAACACAUUGCCCAUUGCUGCAACGAUCAACGAUAAGAUAUUCUGUAUCCAUGGAGGCUUGUCACCAGACUUGCAUGACUUGGAACAGAUCGACAACAUAAGGAGACCUACAGACAUUCCUGAGCGAGGCUUAUUGGCCGACUUACUUUGGUCUGAUCCUGAUCCUGCAAUCAAGAACUUCAGUGUUACCAACUGGCCUAAAAACGACCGUGGUGUAUCUUACUGCUUCGGUAAGAAACACGUUGACUAUUUCUGCUCCACAUUCAAAAUGGAUUUGGUAGUCAGAGGCCACAUGGUCGUUGAAGAUGGUUACGAAUUUUUCAAUAAGAGAAAGUUGGUGACAGUUUUCUCGGCUCCCAACUAUUGUGGAGAGUUCGACAAUUUUGGUGCUGUCAUGAGUGUGGACAAGAACUUGUACUGUUCGUUUGAACUACUCAAACCACAGUGA